Messenger RNA from Acanthoscelides obtectus, 513 nucleotides. Lineage: Eukaryota; Metazoa; Arthropoda; Insecta; Coleoptera; Chrysomelidae. The record is from the annotation of a GenBank genome assembly.
AUGUUGAUGACCCCAACCAUAUUGCUUUACCUGGAAAAAAGUCAGACUCCAGAUUACAGAUUCGUAUAUGUUGAUAUCGGUUCAUACGGUAAAGACUGCGACUCCGCAAUUUUUCAACGUACAAACUUCUAUCAACUACUCACUGAAGGCAGGUUGAGUAUACCUCCACCUGUUCCACUGCACUCAUCUCAAAAUAACAGAAUGCCACAUGUUAUACUAGGCGAUGAAGCUUUCCAGCUGACUGAACAUUUAUUACGUCCUUUUGGCGGUAACCAUUUAGAUGUGAAAAAACUCUUGUACCAAAGCAAUCACGAAGGAGAUAUAUCGAGGAGGAAUAUCGAGGUGCUGCAGAAAUAUCUUGUGAAUAUCAUUUUUGAGCUGCUGAAGAUUAGUGCUGAAUUAUCAAAUCAAACUGUCAAUAAGUCUGUCGCUGUAGUUGAAGAGUGGGAGGUGUUUCUGUACUACCAAAGUUUUAAAAAUGUCGAAAUCUUCAACAUCUACAGCAAUAUUUAA